GGCCAAUUGAGAAGCAGCAGUCUGCUUUAAGAGUAAUCACAUUUGCCUUAUACUGAACCCACUUACAGCCUUGCUUUCUGUUCCCCCCUCUGAGGAGAUUAGCUUGGAGUAAUUUAGCAAAUGUGGUACGGCAUUGGUUGGUGCAAUUAAGAAAGCAUGGCAUAAGCUGGGAUUUGUUAUGUAUAUAAAGUCAGUGGUGAAUACAAAGCUGUUGCUCCUUUACAGAAUGGGCCAAGCUGCUACUCGGCCUGGUAGGAGAGGGGGGUCUUAUGUCACUGAGCUGUACGAGUGGUCCAGAAAGUUUAUUAAUGAAUGUCCAAGUGGGCUGAUCACUCUUCACGAGUUCCAAAGGCAUUUCUGCAAUGGAACAGUGGGCAGGGAGUCAGCUGAGUAUGCAGAACAGAUAUUCCGCACAUUGGACAAUAACGGGGACGGGGUGGUUGAUUUCAGGGAGUAUGUCGUGGCCAUCAGCAUGCUGAUCGAGGGCUCGGCUGUAGAGAAGCUGCGGUGGUCAUUCAAGCUCUAUGACAAAGACAGAGACGGAGCCAUUACAAGGGAAGAAAUGCUGGACAUCAUGCAGGCUGUGUAUAAGAUGAGCGUGACAGCUGCUUUAACCAAACCCAACCCUCUUACAGCUGAGGAGUGUACCAACAGGAUAUUUGUGCGGUUAGAUAAAGACAAUAAUGCCGUCAUCAGUCUGGAGGAGUUCAUAGAGGGAGCGCUGGAUGAUGAUUGGAUCAGGGAGAUGCUGGAAUGUGACCCCAGCACAGUGAAGGUGGAGAGGCCCCUGAGGAGUGACACCACUUUGGGGGCCCAUGAGUGA
Anarrhichthys ocellatus (wolf-eel) is the source of this 823-nucleotide messenger RNA. Its product is annotated as guanylyl cyclase inhibitory protein. Gene Ontology annotation, molecular function: calcium ion binding. The coding region runs from base 179 to 823 and encodes 214 amino acids. The transcript is spliced from 5 exons. Lineage: Eukaryota; Metazoa; Chordata; Actinopteri; Perciformes; Anarhichadidae. The record is from RefSeq and is a predicted model, not a curated record.